GAUCCCAAGAAGAAGAACAAGCAAAGGCAAAGUAGCCCGGAGAGAAAGGCUGCAGAGGAUCCCAAGAAGAAGAAGAAGCAAAGGCUAUAUAGCCCGGAGAGAAAGGCUGCAGAAGAUCCCAAGAAGAAGAAGAAGAAGCAAAGACAAAGUAGCCCAGAGAGAAAGGCUGCAGAGGAUCCCAAGAAGAAGAAGAAGCAAAGGCAAAGUAGUCCGGAGAGAAAGGCUACAGAGGAUCUCAAGAAGAAGAAGAAGAGGCAAAGUAGCCCGGAGAGAAAGGCUGCAGAGGAUCCCAAGAAGAAGAAGCAAAGAUACAAUAGCCCGGAGAGAAAGGCUACAGAGGAUCCCAAGAAGAAGAAGAAGCAAAGGCAAAAGAGCUCGCAGAGAAAGGCUGCAGAGGAUCCCAAGAAGAAGAAGAAGCAAAGGCAAUAUAGUCCGGCUAUAAAGGAUCCCAAGAAGAAGAAGAAGCAAAGGCAAUCUAGCCCGGCUGCAGAGGAUCCCAAGAAGAAGAAGAAGAAGCAAAGGCAAAGUAGCCCAGAGAGAAAGGCUGCAGAGGAUCCCAAGAAGAAGCAGCAAAGGCAAAAGAAAACGGAGAGAAAGGCUGCAGAGGACCCCGAGAAGAAGAAGAAGCAAAGACAAAAUAGCCCGGAGAGAAAGGCUGCAGAGGAUCACAAGAAGAAGAAGAAGCAAAGGCAAAGUAACACGGAGAGAAAGGCUGCAGAGGAUCCCAAGAAGAAGAAGAAGAAGCAAAGGCAAAAUAGGCCGGAGAGAAAGGCUGCAGAGGAUCCCAAGAAGAAGAAGCAGAAGAAGCAAAGCCAAAGUAGCCCGGAGAGAAAGGCUGUAGAGGAUCCCAAGAAGAAGAAGAAGCAAAGGCUAUAUAGCCCGGAGAGAAAGGCUGCAGAAGAUCCCAAGAAGAAGAAGAAGCAAAGGCAAAGUAGCCAGGAGAUAAAGCCUGUAGAGGCUGUAGAGGAUCCCAAAAAGAAGAAGCAAAGGCAAAAUAGUCCGGAGAGAAAGGCUGUAGAGGAUCCCAAGAAGAAGAAGAAGCAAAGGCAAACUAGUGGUAGCCCGGAGAGAAAGGCUGCAUUGGAUCCCAAGAAGAAGCAGCAAAGGCAAAAGAGGCCGGAGAGAAAGGCUGCAGAGGACCCCAAGAAGAAGAAGAAGCAAAGACAAAAUAGCCCGGAGAGAAAGGUUGCAGAGGAUCCCAAGAACAAGAAGAAGAAAAGGCAAAGUAACACGGAGAGAAAGGCUGCAGAGGAUCCCAAGAAGAAGAAGCAAAGGCAAAACAGCCCGGAGAGAAAGGCUGCAGAAGAUCCUAAGAAGAAGAAGAAAAAAAGGCAAAAUAGACCGGAGAGAAAGGCUGCAGAGGAUCCCAAGAAGAAGAAGAAGAAGCAAAGGCAAAAUAGCCCGGAGAGAAAGGCUGCAGAAGAUCCCAAGAAGAGGAAGCAAAGGCAAAGUAGCCCGGAGAGAAAAACUGCAGCAGAUCCCAAGAAAAAGAAGAAGAAGAAGCAAAGGCAAAGUAGCCCGGAGAGAAAGGCUGCAGAGGAUCCCAAGAAGAAGAAGAAAAAAAAUAAGAAGAAGAAGCAAAGGCAAAGUAGUCCGGAGAGAAAGGCUGCAGAGGAUCCCAAGAAGAAGAAGAAGCAAAGGCAGAAUAGCCCGGAAAGAAAGACUAUAGAGGACCCCAAGAAGAAGAAGCAAAGGCAAAGUAGCCCGGAGAGAAAGGCUAUAGAGGAUCCCAAGAAGAAGAAGCAAAGGCAAAGUAGCCCGGAGAGAAAGGCUGCAGAGGAUCCCAAAAAGAAGAAGCAAAGGCAAAGUAGCCCGGAGAGAAAGGUUGCAGAGGAUCCCAAAAAGAAGAAGCAAAGGCAAACUAGCCCGGAGAGAAAGACUGCAGAGGAUCCCAAGAAGAAGAAGAAGCAAAGGCAAAGUAGCCCAGAGAGAAAGGCUGCAGAGGAUCCCAAGACGAAGAAGAAGCAAAGGCAAAGUAGCCCGGAGAGAAAGGCUGCAGAGGAUCCCAAGAAGAAGAAGCAAAGGCAAAGUAGCCCGGAGAGAAAGGCUGUAGAGGAUCCCAAGAAGAAGAAGCAAAGGCAAAGUAGUCCGGAGAGAAAGAUUGCAGAGGAUCCCAAGAAGAAGAAGCAAAGACAAAGUAGCCCGGAGAGAAAGGCUGCAGAGGAUCCCAAGAAGAAGAAGCAAAGGCAAAGCAGCCCGGAGAGAAAGGCUGCAGAGGAUCCCAAGAAGAAGAAGAAGCAAAGGCAAAAAAAACCGGAGAGAAAGGCUGCAGAGGAUUCCAAGAAGAAGAAGCAAAACAGCCCGGAGAGAAAGACUGCAGAGGAUCCCAAGAAGAAGAAGCAAAGGCAAAAUAGCCCGGAGAGAAAGGCUGCAGAAGAUCCCAAGAAGAGGAAGCAAAGGCAAAGUAGCCCGGAGAGAAAGGCUGCAGAGGAUCCCAAGAAGAAGAAGAAGCAAAGGCAAAGUAGCCCGGAGAGAAAGGCUGCAGAGGAUCCCAAGAAGAAGAAGCAAAGGCAAAGUAGCCCGGAGAGAAAGGCUGCAGAGGAUCCCAAGAAGAAGAAGAAGCAAAGGCAAAGUAGCCCGGAGAGAAAGGCUGCAGAGGAUCCCAAGAAGAAGAAACAAAGGCAAAGUAGCCCGGAGAGAAAGGCUGCAGAGGAUCCCAAAACGAAGAAGAAGCAGCAAAGGCAAAGUAGCCCGGAGAGAAAGGCUAUAGAGGAUCCCAAGAAGAAGAAGGAGCAAAGGCAAAGUAGCCCGGAGAGAAAGACUGCAGAGGAUCCCAAGAAGAAGAAGAAGAAGAAGCAAAAGCAAAAUAGCCCAGAGAGAAAGGCUGCAGAGGAUCCCAAGAACUGCAGAGGAUCACAAGAAGAAGAAGAAGCAAAGGCAAA
Messenger RNA from Symbiodinium sp. CCMP2592, 2882 nucleotides. The record is from the annotation of a GenBank genome assembly. NCBI's taxonomy places the organism in Eukaryota, Dinophyceae, Suessiales, Symbiodiniaceae.